AUGAGCAAUGAAACAGGGAUAAAUGCAUCAUUACCAUUAGUAAUUAUUGAAUAUAAAUUAUUAAGUCCAAUUUGUUUUUACUAUUUAUAGAUUACAAAAUUCAUGAAUAUAGUCCAUAAGAAUUAUAUGAAAACAAAGCGCGGUUAUUUGAAUCUUUAAUUGCAGAAUGGAAUCAUAUGAAUGAUAAAGAAAAAGAAAAAUAUAGAUAAAAAGUCAAAUUCACAAAUGGAGGCGAAAAAGCAAAAUGCCAAAAAGAAGUAUCUGCUCUUGAGACCUUAUAUGAAACAGCAGUUGAAUAGCAAGAAUUGAUUUCAUAACAAGUAAUACAUGAAAAAAGCUAAUAAAAAGAUAGUUCUGAAAAUCUAUCAUCGCAAUAAAUUAAAGAAACAUGUAUAUAUAUAAAUUAUUUUAUUUAAGAAAUUAGCACUAAAGUUAGACCUUUUGAAGAAUAAAAAUAGGAUUUUUAAUCUUCUUUAGAGCUAAUUUCAGAAAAAGAAACUAAUUAAUUAUACUAUCCUGUUUAAAAUGAAUCAACUCAAAUAAGAGAAGUACUUAACAAUGAAGAAUAUCAUGAGAAUGAGUAGAAUGAUAAAAUUAAAGUAAGAGAGGAAUCUAUUGAGAAUAUUAAAUAAGAAUAGGAAGCAAGUGAAAAAGUAAAUAAUCGGUAAAGGAAAAAGCAAGAUCCAAAAAAUAAAAAGCAUUCUAUGAAGGGAACAAAAAGAUCCGAUUAAAAGAAAGCAUUAAGCCCUACAAAAUAAAUUUAGUUAUAAAAUUAAAAGGAUGAAAAAUAUUUUUCAAUUGAUUAGACGCUUACAUUAAAAUAGCUCAAAGAUUUGAUGAAGAAUUUUUUUUGA
Molecule: messenger RNA, 854 nt
Organism: Paramecium sonneborni
Lineage: Eukaryota; Ciliophora; Oligohymenophorea; Peniculida; Parameciidae
Source: the annotation of a GenBank genome assembly